Messenger RNA from Nomia melanderi (Alkali bee), 2640 nucleotides. RefSeq names its product adhesion G protein-coupled receptor E3. The record is from RefSeq and is a predicted model, not a curated record. Gene Ontology annotation, biological process: cell surface receptor signaling pathway; G protein-coupled receptor signaling pathway. NCBI's taxonomy places the organism in Eukaryota, Metazoa, Arthropoda, Insecta, Hymenoptera, Halictidae. Gene Ontology annotation, cellular component: membrane. Gene Ontology annotation, molecular function: G protein-coupled receptor activity.
UCGAGGGAUACGGAAACGAAAGCGAUCGUGCAUACGUACCGCGCGUUAGCUUCGCUCGUCAGAUCGAUCGUUGGAGCGAGAACGAGGAGGAGAACAAGAGCGAUAGCCGAGCAGCGGUUGCUAGGACAGGAGGGGGGGCCGGAGCACGCUGUCGCGAGGAUGUUCGCGGCGUGUGCGGUGCACGCGAGGAACGGGGCACGACGGUUCCCUUCGCAGCUCCCCUUUCUUCAGGGGCGCGGUUUCGUUCGCGGUCCCGUGCGUCGAUCCAUCGCUUGAGCAGCACCACGGUCUUCGAAUACUCGUCGCUCCCGUCUUCUCGCCUCGAGCACGUGUUCGCCGGCACGUGGCGGACGCUUCGCCGAAUCUGACAUGCCUCGCGGCGUCGUUCCGCGAUCCCUUCUUCCGAAUAUUCCUCGACGAGCCGAACCUCUCCUUUCGUGAGCGAUCGACUCUUCGAUAAGGAAUAUCGCGAUAAAUUGGCGGGAACUAUCGGAGAAAAAUACGCGGGAGUCCCGGAUGAAACCGCACCGCGUUCGUUAACAAACGUUGUUCCGGUUUGGAGAGGCAGCACGCGCGAUACACCGAGUCGAGCUAAUCCAGAGUUAAUUGGACGAGGAUAUCGGCUUGCGUCGACUCGCUCGUCGAACGGCAGAGACGUUGGAACGGAAGAAAAGAUGCUUGUGUAGCGAAGAAAUGGAGACGCUUUACACGGGAGCGAUCCAUGGGUACCCCCAACCGAACGGCGGCCUCGCUAAUGGAAUUUCCACGGGAAUCGGCAGCUCGUUCGAUCAGGACGGCGUUUUGAGUCUCAUCGUCGUUCUGGGCGGAAGCUUGUCCCUCGUCGCGCUGGUCUUCGCCUUCAUUACCUACAGCCUGUUCUCGGACUUGAGGAGCCUGGCGGGCACGACCCUUAUGAAUCUGUUGGCAGCCCUCUUCAUGGUUCAACUGCUCUUCAUCGUUGGAGUGGGCGGCGUUCAGGACUCGGAGCUGUGCAUUUCCCUCGGGCUGAGCCUGCAGUACCUUCGCAUGACGGUGGUUUGCUGGCUGGCUGCGAUGUGCCAUCACCUGUACGCCACCGUGGCGUCGAUCCCGCGCCGCGACGAUCCCCCGACCUACCUCAAGUACAGCCUGUUCGCCUGGGGAGCGCCGUUCCUGAACCUCGGCCUCUCGGUCUUCCUGCAGAUCCGCGAGGCGGCCGACAUCUGGAACGUCUCGGACUUGACGCCCUUCAACUGCUGGUUUCUAGGGAAGAAGGCGACGAUUUACGCGUACGGGUUGCCGAUGGUGUUGCUGCUGCUGUCCGCCGGCUACUAUCUGAUCAAAGCUGCCAUCGUGUCCAGGUACACCUGUAGCAUGCAGCUGGAGAUCAAGCAACGCGAGAAAAUGAAGAGAAGGAGAGCGCUACAGCUGAUAUUGUUUCUGAAAGUCAGCAUGAUAGUGGGUCUGGUGGCUGGCUGCGGAGUCGCGUCCAGGGUAUGGAAAGUCCCCUUCCUGUGGGCCGUCUUCUGCACAGGGCAUUCUCUGCAGGGCCUGGCCGUGGCGCUGUCCGUCGCGUGCAACUGCAGGGUCCUGAAGGUCUACGCCAGGAAAUCUUACAGGCAGCCGAAGCAGCAGAUCGCGCGGUCGAGCAGCAGCAUGCAGCUGCUGGCACCUGCCCCGGACCCGGUCUAGAUCGAGCCGAGCCGAGGCGCGAGCCGAAGCGCCGCUGUCAGACGAACGAAACCACCAUAUCCAAGGAUUUCCCGUGAAACCUCCGAAUCCCCCGCGGGCCCGACAACGACACGGCCGAAUUCACGCUGGCGAAUCGAUUCGAACUGCCGCAAUCGUCUCUCGAUCUCCAACGUUCUCCGCGUUCCUCGCGUUCCCAGAGCGGUGCACUCGACUCGAGUAUCGUCUGGCGAAGCGCGGUGGCCGAUUCGAAGGACGCGAUAUAACCGGCAAGAGGAAAACGCGUCGCUACGGAUGGAGAGGGAAACGUCUGCACGCGCGGAAGAAGGAGGGUAUCCUACGAAGCGCGGGCUUUCGAGCGUUUCGCUGGAGGAUCGGAGAAGACGAAUUUCAUCCCGGACGAAGGAACAACCUUAGGGUAGUUGCGAUUUAUUCGAGGUUCGCCUGCCAUCUCGAACGAUCGGUUACACCGCGCAACGAGAGCACGAAAUUUCUGAUCGUCGCCGCUUCAACAUAUCGUCACCGAUAUCACGAGCCUUGUAUUUUCUACGCGUCGAGUGCCACGCGGCCGAGAGCAUAUCCGCGACUCGCUCGAACCCGCCGAUCGCGAACGAAAGGCGCGAUGAUCGCUGUGCGCCGUUCGACGUAUCGGUGAUUCGGUCCCCGAACGCUCGUCGGUCGUCGGCGAUCGAACGAACGCGCCAACGCCGAUCACGAUUCUCCAGGCUCGUAUUAUUUUCCAGGAGGGAACCGUGAGCCGAGCCAGGAAUAGGAGCAGGGAAUAUCGAUCGAUCGCGAAAGGAAUCCAGCCGCUUCGUAUUUGCGCGCGUUCCCCGCGGUUUUGCGGCUGACAUUCCCCCACGAUGCAAUUAACGCUCGGUAAUGAUCUAUUCGAUCGCAUUAGCACGCGUAACCACCGGCACUCCGUAAAUGUAAGCGCAUGUAACUACGACGAAAUAAUAAAUAUUUUGA